AUGCAGGCAGAGGCCGGGAGCUCGGCGGGUCCCCGCCGGGCGGUGGAGAAGCUGUCCGAGGCGGUGGGGACGCGCGCCAAGGCUCUGGGCAGCGCCCUGCAGGAAGCCCAGCGCCAGCGGCGCCUCCUGCUGGCCAUCGUCUGCGUGGCGCUGCUCCUGGACAACAUGCUCUACAUGGUGAUCGUGCCCAUCAUCCCCCACUACCUGGCCACCAUGGGCGGCGGCGCGGGGGCGGCAGGGCCAGGGCCCUGGCAGGCCGACGCCAACAGCAGCGGGGCCGCGGCGGGCUGGCCCGGCAACACCACCCAAGGCCCGCGGCUGGUCCCGCCCCUGCCGGCCGACAACGAGGACAUCAAGAUCGGGGUGCUGUUCGCCUCCAAGGCGCUGCUGCAGCUGCUGGUCAGCCCGCUGAGCGGCACCUUCAUCGACCGCGUGGGCUAUGUCCUGCCACUGCUGAUCGGGCUGCUGGUGAUGUUCCUCUCCACCCUCAUCUUCGCCUUCGCCGAGAACUACGGCACGCUCUUCGCCGCGCGCAGCCUGCAGGGCCUGGGCUCGGCCUUCGCCGACACGUCGGGCAUCGCCCUCAUCGCGGACAAGUACCCCGAGGAGUCGGAGCGCAACCGCGCUCUGGGCCUGGCGCUGGCCUUCAUCUCCUUCGGCAGCCUGGUGGCGCCCCCCUUCGGCGGCAUCCUCUACCGGCUGGCCAAGAAGCAGUCGCCCUUCCUGGUGCUGGCCUCCAUCUCCCUCCUGGACGCACUGCUGCUGGUGGUGGCCAUCAAGCCUUUCGCCGACAGGACUCGGGAAAACAUGCCCGUGGGCACCCCCAUCCACCGGCUGAUGGUGGACCCCUACAUCGCGGUGGUGGCAGGGGCCCUCACCACUUGCAACAUCCCCCUGGCCUUCCUGGAGCCCACCAUCGCCAAUUGGAUGAGCAGCACCAUGAACGCCAACGAGUGGCAGAUGGGCCUGGCUUGGCUGCCGGCCUUCUUCCCCCACGUCCUGGGCGUCUUCAUCACGGUCAAGCUGGCUGACAAGUACCCCCACCUGCAGUGGUUUUAUGGGGCAUUGGGCAUGGUCAUCAUCGGGGCCAGCUCAUGCAUGGUGCCUGCUUGCCGGAACUUUGGCCAGCUCAUGGUCCCCUUGUGUGGCAUCUGCUUUGGCAUUGCCCUGGUUGACACGGCCCUGCUGCCCACCCUUGCCUUCCUGGUAGACGUGCGCCACGUCUCAGUCUACGGCAGCGUCUACGCCAUUGCCGACAUCUCCUACUCAGUGGCCUAUGCCCUGGGGCCCAUUGUGGCCGGAGAGAUUGUCCACUCCUUUGGCUUUAUCCAGCUCAGCUUGGGGAUGGGCCUCGCUAACGUCCUUUAUGCCCCAGUCCUGCUGGCCCUCAAAAACAUUUGCCAGAUGAAACCCUCUCACUCCGAGAGGAACGUCCUUCUUGAUGAGGGGCCCAAAGGACUCUAUGACACUAUCAAGAUGGAAGAACGCAAAAGCAAGGGUAGAAAUCGCCACUUGGUGGGGGAUUUUGAAGAGAAUAGUGUAGAUGCCUACCACAGAGACUUUAAAGGGGUUUCUGAGGAUGAUUCGUCAGACUAUGACUAUACUUAGAGCUUGGCCAGAAGGCUUGGUAGGAAGAU
Candoia aspera is the source of this 1637-nucleotide messenger RNA. RefSeq names its product solute carrier family 18 member A3 (gene SLC18A3). Gene Ontology annotation, biological process: transmembrane transport; chemical synaptic transmission. The transcript has a single exon. The coding region runs from base 1 to 1608 and encodes 535 amino acids. The record is from RefSeq and is a predicted model, not a curated record. Lineage: Eukaryota; Metazoa; Chordata; Lepidosauria; Squamata; Candoiidae. Gene Ontology annotation, cellular component: AP-2 adaptor complex; AP-1 adaptor complex; terminal bouton. Gene Ontology annotation, molecular function: acetylcholine transmembrane transporter activity.